Cherax quadricarinatus is the source of this 2886-nucleotide messenger RNA. RefSeq names its product fascin domain-containing protein singed (gene sn). Gene Ontology annotation, cellular component: actin cytoskeleton; cytoplasm. NCBI's taxonomy places the organism in Eukaryota, Metazoa, Arthropoda, Malacostraca, Decapoda, Parastacidae. Gene Ontology annotation, biological process: actin filament bundle assembly; establishment or maintenance of cell polarity; cell migration. The record is from RefSeq and is a predicted model, not a curated record. Gene Ontology annotation, molecular function: protein-macromolecule adaptor activity; actin filament binding.
UCUGUGGUGGCAGUUGAGGUGCAGGAGCGAGAUCAGCAAGAAGCAAGCUAGCGAGUGUGUGGCAAUAGCAAUCAACCCGGGGACCAAGCCUCUCAUAUAUCACAAGUGCCAGCCUUCAUCACACGCAGCAGCCAUGAGGGAAUACUACUCCAUGAUGUCUCGUCUGAAUGGCGUGAACGGCUUUAACGGGUGCGAGCUGAACGGCACCACUACCGGCUCGGGCUGCUGGACUAUCGGUCUCAUCAACGCCAAGGCAAAGUAUCUCACUGCAGAGACGUUUGGAUUUAAGAUAAAUGCUAAUGGAGUGUCACUUAAAAAGAAACAGCUGUGGACCUUGGAACCCGCCGAGAAAGACCUCAUUGCCUUCAAGUCUCACCUUGAUAAAUACAUCUCCGUGGACCAAUACGGUAAUGUGACUUGUGAGAGCGAAGAGAGGGAAAUGUCAUGCAUGUUCGAGGUGUCUGUGACCGACGACGAGCACGGGCGGUGGGCAUUGCGCAACGUGUCUCGAGGCUACUUCCUAGGCGCUGGCGGCGACAAGCUUAUCUGUAGUGCCAAGGUGCCUACGGACGCUGAGCUGUGGACUAUACACCUUGCUGCCAGGCCACAAGUGAACCUCAGGUCGCUAGGGCGUAAGCGAUAUGCCCACCUGAACGAGGAGGGAACGGAGAUUGAGGUAGACGCUAAUGUUCCAUGGGGAGAAGAUACACUGUUCACACUAGAAUUCAGAGACAACAAAUACGCCAUCCAUACCACUAACAAUAAGUACUUGUCUAUGGACGGUAAGCUGGUGGCAGAUUGCAGCCGGGAGUGCCUCUUCUGCCUGGAGUACCAUCAUGGCUCCUUAGCCCUUAGAGAUUACCAGGGCCAAUACCUGAGCCCCAUUGGAUCUCGCGCUGUGCUCAAGACUCGCUCCAAUACAGUUACAAAGGACGAGCUGUUCGCCCUGGAGGAUUCUCUUCCCCAGGCUUCCUUCAGCGCGCUCCUCAACGCCAGAUACGUCUCCGUCAAACAAGGUGUGGAUGUAACAGCUAACCAGGAAGAGAUAUCUGACCAUGAGAAGUUCCAGUUGGAGUAUGAUGGAGCCACAAAGCGAUGGUAUGUGCGUACCAUGCAGGACAAGUACUGGACGUUAGAGGCUGGUGGAGGUAUUCAGGCAAAUGCUACAAAGCCGACUUCCAAUGCCCUUUUCAAUUUCCAGUGGCAGCCAGAUGGCUCUGUUGCUUUCCAGGCAAAUAAUGGAAAGUACAUUGCUACAAAGAAGUCUGGUCAUUUGUUUGCCAAUGCUGAUUCACCAGAUGAUGGAAGUGCUCGUUUCUACUUCUAUUUGAUAAACAGGCCAGUGUUAGUGUUAAAGUGUGAGCAAGGCUUUGUUGGUUACAAGACUUCAAACAGUUUGAAGAUGGAAUGUAACAAAGCUAAUUAUGAAACCAUCAAAGUUGAAAGAGGAGAGCAGGGCCAAGUCUUCUUCAGAGGUCAGCAAGGUGGUUACUGGCAUGCUUGUGGUGACGGCAUCAUGGCUGAUUCAGAGGUUCCUGAAGGCUUUUUCAUUGAACUUCGGGAGGCUACACGAAUGUGUUUGAAGAAUUCUUCGGGUCAGUACAUUGUCACAGAAAAGAAUGGAGGUUUUAAACUAGGCGACACAGAGCCUUCAAAUGCCACACUCUGGGAAUUCUAAGGUGUAAUCAUCUCUAAUGGUAGAGUUGGGGUUAACCCCAUUCUUGUCUUGCUGUGUUUCAAUACUGUAAAGUGUGAAUCGGUUAUCAGCAACAAUUUUAACUGUAAUAAGUAAGGUUGUAGGUUAGAUAGACACUGAAACAGCCAAAUUGGAAAUGCCCCAUCCACUAAUAUUAGGAAUAUUGCAGUGUCCUGAAUGGUAUCGCUCACUAGUUAGUAACAUGAAUUUUUUUUUCUUAAAUUCAUUGUGUAUGAGUGUUCCUCUAUUCUGAUCUGCCCCAUUAAUAAGAUUUAAAAUGGUUUUAAAGUACUACCAUGAACUGUUUUGAUCACUUGAAUGUUAAAAGAAAAGUAUUUUUUACAGUCCAUAUUAGGUAGUUAGUCAUAUCUGAGUGUUUCACGUAGUGCACGGUUAUAAUAAAGGGAAUACUCAGAUUAAAUGUAUACCCCAAGGCAAAACCCUUUUAUACAACCUUUAAGUUAUUAGAUUGAUAUACGUUUAAAGAUAUAAACUUUUUUGAUGACUGCGCACAACCAAAGUUUUUAAUCUAUCAGUUUUGUACAAUUAACUCUGCUGAUAAGGUGAUGUUCUAUGUAGAUACGAUUAAUAUUGCUUCCACAUGUCUAGGCUAAGUCAGAUAUCUUGUACUUAAUUAUACUUUUUUACAAUUUCUACAUGUGACUUGUCAACCCAUUGAUUGGGAGAAGUGUGCUAGAUAUAAAUUACAGGUAUAUAGCUAUUGAUUUAAAUAUUAGUGCAGAUUUUAUGGUUUUAUAAAAUGUGUAUAGUUCCACUUCAACAUUAUGCACAAGAUUGUCCAGUCAGCAACUUGAAGUAGCUUGCUUAGUCAUUGGCUGCUGGUAUAUUUUUGGUCAAAUCAGUAAAAACAGGUGGGUCUUGAAUUAAACAUUUUAAUGGUGAAAACUGGAUUGAACAUUAUGAAAACAGUGAUAGUGUGCACACCUGCCUGGUAUGUUGUAACACAUUUUGGGUUUUAGUUUUGCUUUUCAUAUUUGGCACAAUGCACAAGCUCACCUGUUAUUUUCUUGCUUCUUAAGCUGUGUUAAUCACACUAUUGAAGGAUCAAAGGUCACUGCUUAGAAAUACAUGGGACCUUUGAAAUAUUCUAAGUUAACUUCUUGCUUUGAAGUUCCUUUCUAUAUGUAAGCUCAAAACAUCAGUGAUGUUACAAUAUAAUAUCUGUUGCA